Aethalodelphis obliquidens (Pacific white-sided dolphin) is the source of this 1534-nucleotide messenger RNA. RefSeq names its product basic leucine zipper and W2 domain-containing protein 1-like. Gene Ontology annotation, molecular function: protein binding. Gene Ontology annotation, cellular component: membrane; cytoplasm. The record is from RefSeq and is a predicted model, not a curated record. Lineage: Eukaryota; Metazoa; Chordata; Mammalia; Artiodactyla; Delphinidae. The coding region runs from base 87 to 1109 and encodes 340 amino acids. The transcript has a single exon.
UAGCAAAGUUUCCUGAUGCUUCUGGAGCAAAACUUGAUUACCGCUGAUAUGCAGAAACACUCUUUGACAUUCUGGUGGCCGGUGGAAUGCUGGCCCCAGGUGGUACACUGGCAGAUGACAUGAUGCGUACAGAUGUCUGUGUGUUUGCAGCACAAGAAGACCUAGAGACCAUGCAAUCAUUUGCUCAGGUUUUUAACAAGUUAAUCAGGCACUACAAAUACCUGGAGAAGGGUUUUGAAGAUGAAGUUAAAAAGCUGCUGCUGUUCUUAAAGGGUUUUUCAGAGUCGGAGAGGAACAAGCUGGCUAUGUUGACUGGUGUUCUUCUGGCUAAUGGAACACUUAACGCAUCCAUUCUUAAUAGCCUUUAUAAUGAGAAUUUGGUUAAAGAAGGGGUUUCAGCAGCUUUUGCUGUAAAGCUCUUUAAAUCAUGGGUAAAUGAAAAAGAUAUCAAUGCAGUAGCUUCAAGUCUUUGGAAAGUGAGCAUGGAUAACAGACUGAUGGAACUGUUUCCUGCCAAUAAACAAAGUGUUGAACGCUUCACAAAGUAUUUUACUGAGGCAGGCUUGAAAGAGUUUUCACAGUAUGUUCGGAAUCAGCAAACCAUAGGAACUCGUAAGGAACUCCAGAAAGAACUUCAAGAACAGAUGUCCCGUGGUGAUCCAUUUAAGGAUAUAAUUUUGUAUGUCAAGGAGGAGAUAAAAAAAAACAUCCCAGAACCAGUUGUCAUCGGAAUAGUAUGGUCCAGUGCAAUGAGCACUGUGGAAUGGAACAAAAAAGAGGAGCUUGUAGCAGAGCAAACCAUCGAGCACUUGAAGCAAUACAGCCCUCUACUUGCUGCCUUUACAACUCAAGGUCAGUCUGAGAUGACUCUGUUACUGAAGAUUCAGGAGUAUUGCUAUGACAACAUUCAUUUCAUGAAAGCCUUCCAGAAAAUAGUGGUGCUUUUUUAUAAAGCUGAAGUUCUGAGUGAAGAACCCAUUCUGAAGUGGUAUAAAGAUACACAUGUUGCCAAGGGGAAAAGUGUCUUCCUUGAGCAGAUGAAAAAUUUUGUAGAGUGGCUCAAAAAUGCUGAAGAAGAAUCUGAGUCUGAAGCUGAAGAAGGUGACUGAAUUUGAAACUACACCCUCAGUAAAGCAAACAGGAAUUGUAGAUAAAAUGUCAUGUCUCAUGUGUCCUGGAUCUUACAUCUUCCUACCUCCCUAUAUCAAGCAUGAUAUAAGGGCUUUCAUGGCAAAUUUUAUUUUAACUGUUUCUAUGGUUACUGGAAAUGUUGGAUUUAGUUUCUAAAACCAUGUUUUAAGUAGCUACAGGAGCUAUAGAUUUGAAUCUAAUGUUGCAUUAGUCUUUUCAGUUAUCUUCUACCUCCUGUAUUUUCUACUGUAAUAAUGUAAUUUAAGGCCUUCCACAAUGAACAGUUCACUUUUUCCCUGGGUUUUCUAUAUAAACAGUUUUCAAGAUAUGAUUUGGUUAAAAAUAAUUUGUUAUAAAAAUUCUGUUUGCAAAUUAAACUGUAAAAGUAUCCAGAGUCUCAGAA